Molecule: messenger RNA, 1065 nt
Organism: Phymastichus coffea
Lineage: Eukaryota; Metazoa; Arthropoda; Insecta; Hymenoptera; Eulophidae
Exons: 5
Coding region: 211-951 (246 amino acids)
Source: RefSeq, a predicted model, not a curated record
CUCGGCAUUAUUUGUUUCCACAAUAAAAGGAGAGAAUAAAUAUAUGCAUCAUUCGAUCAAUCGGGAUAUUUAAUCCCAGAUUAGAAUCCGAUAAGAAAGCAAGGCAACGAAUUUCCAAAGAUAUAAACACUUGUCUGAUUGUUGCUUUUAAAUAAAGUCAAUCAAGGUAAUACGCGGUUCAGUCUCGGUUUAUGGUCUCGGCAAUUAAGCAUGCAGUCCCUCGUACAGACGAUGCGCAUUCUAAUGCUAACACAAGCUAUCCUAUUCAUCCUUCUUGGACUUAGUCGAGCGGAAGGUAUUGCCACGAACAAUGGGAGCGCGCUGAGAAAAAUCGUCUACGAGAUGGACAUCGACAAUCUCAUUGAUGAGAAUAUAGAAAGGAUUCGAGAAGUAGUAUCGGAAUUGGACCCCAUCAAGUUGGACAACGUGAAAUUCCCUGUGACGUCAUCCAUUUACAUGCUUCUUUAUGACGGCUGGGCACAAAACUUAGCAGAGUUACAGCGCGCUGGCAAGUGCAAGAUAAGGUACUCGAACAAAAAGCUCGACAUCGAUUUGAACUUAGGAUGGGACAACCUUGUCUUCGAUUACCAAUACCUAAUCAAAAUGUUGUUGCUCAAGAGAGAAGGUGAUUUGCACGGUCAGAUGACCAAGUUGAACAUGCAUAUCAAUAUGAGAGUCGACUUCAAUAACUAUCAGAUUACACUGAACGAACUCGACCUCGUGGAGAAUGGCAACAUCAGUUUGACUCUAGUAGGCCACCGCCUCGACUACAUCUACAAUUUGGCGAUCAAAGCGGCUAUUCGCGCGUUCCGCGACAGUUUCUUGAAUACUAUCAGGAAAGAAAUAGAAUGGAUGAUCCUGUACCGAAUAAGCAAGCUCAACAUCAAGCUCAAUUCGAUCAUACACAGAUCUCAAUUCACGUUCGUCGACUCCAGCAAAAAUCUACCAUGACUAGCAGAUCACGAGCAAUACCGUCGAUGAUGAUCAUCAUGUUGAUUUUCGAUUGUUGCAAUAAAAAUAUCCUUGAUACAUCUCUUGUCUGUCAAAUCAUAUGUAAUAAUCAAU